This is a messenger RNA of Colletes gigas, 1104 nucleotides long. It is a transcript of the gene Rack1, whose product is annotated as guanine nucleotide-binding protein subunit beta-like protein. Gene Ontology annotation, molecular function: translation regulator activity; ribosome binding; protein kinase C binding. Gene Ontology annotation, cellular component: cytosol; nucleus. The transcript is spliced from 5 exons. Gene Ontology annotation, biological process: rescue of stalled cytosolic ribosome; positive regulation of protein phosphorylation. Bases 102 to 1055 code for a protein of 317 amino acids. NCBI's taxonomy places the organism in Eukaryota, Metazoa, Arthropoda, Insecta, Hymenoptera, Colletidae. The record is from RefSeq and is a predicted model, not a curated record.
GAGACUCAAUCACUCUUUUCGUUGAACGCUUUGCUGAAUGAGGACUGUUCAUCGGGAUCCGUUUCAAUCCACGACAUAAAAUAUUAUAAAACGUUUACAAAAUGACUGAAACUCUUCAAUUAAGAGGAACGCUUCGUGGACAUAAUGGAUGGGUCACACAAAUUGCAACAAAUCCAAAAUAUCCGGAUAUGAUAUUGUCUUCUUCACGUGAUAAAACAUUAAUAGUAUGGAAGUUAACACGCGACGAAGCCUAUUAUGGUAUUCCUCAAAAACGGUUACACGGUCAUGCUCAUUAUAUUAGCGACGUAGUUUUAUCCUCUGAUGGAAACUAUGCUUUAUCCGGUUCGUGGGACAAAACUUUGCGCCUUUGGGACUUGGCUGCAGGUCGUACCACACGAAGAUUCGAAGACCAUACCAAGGAUGUUUUAAGUGUUGCUUUUUCUGUGGAUAAUCGUCAAAUUGUAUCUGGCUCCCGAGAUAAGACGAUCAAGUUGUGGAAUACUUUGGCAGAGUGCAAAUAUACCAUACAAGACGACGGACAUACAGACUGGGUCAGCUGCGUGCGUUUCUCUCCUAAUCAUUCGAAUCCUAUUAUCGUUUCUGCAGGUUGGGACAAAUUGGUCAAGGUCUGGAACUUGACAAAUUGCAAACUAAAGAUCAACCAUAGUGGACACACAGGAUACCUUAACACAGUUACCGUGUCUCCUGAUGGUUCGCUCUGUGCUUCUGGUGGCAAGGAUUGUAAGGCUAUGCUAUGGGAUUUGAACGAUGGGAAACAUCUUCACACUCUAGACCAUAAUGACAUAAUAACAGCUUUGUGCUUUAGUCCUAAUCGUUAUUGGCUCUGUGCUGCGUUUGGACCAUGGAUCAAGAUAUGGGACCUUGAAACGAAAGAGAUGGUCGAGGAACUGAAACCCGAAGUUGUAUCUGCGACGAGUAAAGCAGAACCACCUCAUUGUUUGUCUUUAGCAUGGUCUACUGAUGGACAAACACUAUUUGCUGGAUAUUCUGAUGACACUAUUCGUGUAUGGCAAGUUUCAGUAUCUAGCCGUUAAGUACUCUAUGUGCAAGUAAAACAAUAAAAAAAAAAAACGAAAAAAGCCU